Messenger RNA from Cydia amplana, 4185 nucleotides. RefSeq names its product protein grainyhead (gene grh). Gene Ontology annotation, molecular function: DNA-binding transcription activator activity, RNA polymerase II-specific; RNA polymerase II cis-regulatory region sequence-specific DNA binding. Gene Ontology annotation, cellular component: nucleus. Gene Ontology annotation, biological process: regulation of transcription by RNA polymerase II. The transcript has 15 exons. The record is from RefSeq and is a predicted model, not a curated record. NCBI's taxonomy places the organism in Eukaryota, Metazoa, Arthropoda, Insecta, Lepidoptera, Tortricidae. The coding region runs from base 328 to 3003 and encodes 891 amino acids.
GCGCGGCGGGGGCGGUGCGGGGAGGCGGGCGCGGCGCCGGGCCGCGGAGGCUGCUGCGCUCAGAGCACCUGCGCCCGCGCUCCGUAGCGCCGCACGUCGCGUGCUCAGUCCCCGCGCCCGCGUCCCGCGCCGCGAAGCGUCGCGACGCCACCCACGAAGUUGAAAUUGGGGGAGUCAAAUUGUUACGCGGGGUGCUGGUGAGUGGGGCCUCCCCCCGAGGCCGUGUCCGCCGUGUCGCCGGUGCCGCUGGUGCCGGAGCGCAGCCCCCCCGCCUCGCCGGCCUCCGCGCCGCGCUCGCCCGCGCCCGCGCACGCCGUGCUCGCCACCAUGACGCCCGUGCAGCCCGCGCACGCGCACCACGCGCACCACCCGCACCCCCACGACUACUACCCGCACAAGGUCGAGAUGGACUCCGACGACGGGUACCCCCCCGAGGCGCACUCCUACCGGCACUCGCCGCACGAGCUCGCCGCGUACGCGCCCGACAACAAGGUGCCCGUGCAGCCGGACGUGUACGACCAGGGCAUGGAGUCCAUCGAUGAGAAGACGCCGAUUGAUCUCAUUUACGAAGACGAGAAACAGACUGUAAUAUAUACGACGACGCCGGACCAGAAGCGCGUGGAGAUGAUCAGCGGGCAGUUGGAGGACGGGCAGCUGGUGAGCGGCGGCGGGCAGCUGGUGGACGGCGGCGUGUCGGUGGUGGUCGGCGCGCCCGGGCAGGGCACGGUGCUGGUGCUGGCCGACCACGUCGUCGACGAGCUCGGACAGGUCAUCACGAUACCCAGGAGACGUAAGGAGCUGAUGGAGGUGAGCGGCGAGUCUUGGCGCGCGUACUACUCGAGCGCGGAGCACCCGCUGAGCGCGGCGUCGUCGGCGGUGCUGGGCGUGGAUGACCAGCAGCCGCAGGCCCUUGUCACCGAGUACUACAAGCUGCCGCCUCUGCAAGCGCAGGAUCUACACAAGGAUGGGAAACUAACUGAUGUCUGGACGGCCGGAUCGGCGCUGAAGGCGGCCAAUGGCGCGCACGGGGCGGAGCUGGGCGAGCUCUCCGGGCUGCUACACGCGGGGCUCGUGAAGCGCGAGCCCGAGGACCUGAGCCGCAAGGUGGCCGACGAGCCCGAGCCGCACGCGCACGCGCUCAAGCCGCCGCGACACAAGGUGGCGGUGGGCGAGGCGAGCGAGGCGGCGUCGCCGUCGCCGGUGCCGUCGCGCGCCUCCUCGGCCGGCUCGCUGCUGCCCGACGCCGCCAUGUACGCGGCGCAGAUGUUCGCGCCGCCCGGCACCCCGAGCCCGACGCCCUAUGGCGAUCAGUACUCGCGGCAGCCCUCCGGUGCCGCCUUCGCCGUCGAGCCCUACUACAGAGAGUACUUUGUGGGUGAAGGCUACCAGCAGAGGUCCGCGCCGCCCUACGGGGAUGCAGAAGCGGCGCCGGGGUCGGCCUUCGGCGAACGGUACGCGGCGCCGCGCUACCACAGCAAGAGCGUGAUCGCGGCGGCCGGGCUCACCGUGGACCUGCCCUCGCCGGACAGUGGAAUUGGCGCUGAUGCUGUCACCCCCAGGGAUCACACCGCCGUUCAGCAGUCGUUCGACUACACAGUGAUCUGCCAGCAACCACCGGAGGACGGGCGGGGAACGCCGUCCGCGCACCACUCGCCCGUCCAGCCCCCGCGCACGCGCCCCUGGCACGACUUCGGCAGACAAAAUGACGCCGAUAAGAUACAAAUUGCCAAAUUGUUUUCGCCUUAUGGCUUCAAGUACCACCUGGAGACGGCGAGCAGCAGCUCGCAGCGGCGCGAGGACGACCGCAUCACCUACAUCAACAAGGGGCAGUUCUACGGCAUCACCCUGGAGUACAUCCAUGACCCCGACAAGCCCCUCAAGAACCAAACGGUCAAGAGUGUGGUUAUGUUGAUGUUCAGGGAAGAAAAAUCACCUGAAGAUGAAAUUAAAGCAUGGCAAUUCUGGCACGGGAGACAACAUUCAGUAAAACAAAGGAUACUAGACGCCGACACGAAGAACAGCAUCGGGCUGGCGGGCUGCAUCGAGGAGGUGUCGCACAACGCCAUUGCCAUCUACUGGAAUCCUCUCGAGAGUGCUGCUAAGAUCAACAUUGCAGUACAGUGCCUUAGCACAGACUUUAGCAGCCAAAAGGGAGUCAAGGGCCUACCGUUGCACAUCCAAAUUGACACGUUUGAAGACCCACGCGAUACACAAGUGUAUCACAGAGGAUACUGCCAAAUUAAAGUUUUUUGUGACAAGGGUGCGGAAAGAAAAACACGGGACGAAGAGAGAAGAGCAGCGAAAAGAAAAAUGUCUGCAACGAAUAGAAAGAAGCUGGACGAGAUUUACCACCCAGUGACGGAGCGGAGCGAAUUCUAUACGAUGGCCGAUUUAGCCAAGCCACCGGUGCUGUUCAGCCCGGCUGAAGACAUCGACAAGCUAACGGGGAUGGACAUCCAAGGGUUCUACGGCCACGACGAGUCGGCGCUGGCGGAGGCGCAUCUGAAGGGCGCCUCGCCGUUCCUGCUACACGCCGCCAAGCCGCAGGCGCCUGCGCUCAAGUUCCACAACCAUUUCCCGCCUGACGCGCCCGCGUACAGGUCAGAGGUGGGCAGCCUCUCGCCUUACGGUGACCGCAAGGACACGCUGGAGCUAGAGGGCGUGCUGGGCAAGCGGCCGCGCGCCGGCACGCCGCCGCUCAGCGAGCGCGUCAUGUUGUACGUGCGCCAGGACACCGACGACGUGUACACGCCGCUGCACGUCGCGCCACCCACCACGCAGGGCCUGCUCCAUGCGAUUGAGAAUAAGUACAAAAUUUCAAGUUCGGCAAUUAAUAAUCUUUAUCGAAAGAACAAGAAAGGGAUUACGGCCAAAAUUGACGAUGAAAUGCUAGCUUACUACUGCAACGAGGACUUGUUCUUGCUGGAGGUGCGGCCCGCGGUCGCCGCCGACGACGAGCCGCUCUACGACAUCACGUUCGUGGAGCUGCCGCUCGACCACUAGGCGGCCGCGGGCCGCCCCUGCCGGCGCAGAGACAACCGCGUGGCGACUACGCUGGACACUGAUUCCAACAGUCUCCGUCACAGUUACACUCGUUAUGAGAAAAACUGAUUAAACGUUUUCUCAAAGUGUCGAUCUCACGUUGAAAUUUACUUUUAAGCGAUUCAUCACCGUAGUUUUCUUUCUACUAAAACUUACUGCCACAAAAACAUCAUGGUGGUUGUCGUAGGACGGCAUCCGUUUGUGGGACCGCAUUGUAAAUAACGACCACGCUAGAAUUUAUUAUUGUUGCGAAACGACGAUGACAGAGAAAUUCUUAUUUCUAAUGCGAAAAUAUUAGUUCAUUCUGACUAUAUUAGUUAUAUAUGUGUAAUUUGUAAAUUACUAUCUGUUGCUGAUCAAAACGUGUGUGCCAUUCACUCGGUUAUCAUACUAGCUGUAUGUAGUUAACGUUUCAACAGGUACCUUUGAAUCUUGCCAUGAUGAUAAAGUUAGAAAUUCUUGUCACAAAACAUUAUUGUAUUAGUAGAUACUAUAUUAUCUACUUGAAGUAAAAGCAUGAAGUGCCUUUGUCAUAAUAAUUAAUGUAAGUGAGUUAAGUCAAAUUAAAUGCCAUCCACUUUGUUAAGUUUUAUAAGGGUAAGUUUGCUUUAUAAGCUCGCUCAAUUCAUUCAUUUAGUAAUGGUGACUCUAGCUAUAGGAAUCGAUAGAUUGUUCGUCAUUACUUUCAUCGUUCACUAUCAUAUUGUAAAUUACGUCCUUAUUUAUUUGUGUAACUCCUUAAUGAGCCUAUUCCCUUCCAUAAUUUCUCGUAAAACACAACGAGAUUUUUUAAUGACGACUUUAUUUAAACCGAUGUUGCAGUACUGUGUUUACAAAUAUUUGCCAUUAUCAUUCACACAAAAAAGAAAAAAGUACUGCUAGUAAUUUCAAAAAGGAAAGGAUAUGUACUUAGUCAUUGUAACAUAGUCACAAAGGACGAGUCCGUUUGAAAUACAAUUUCAUUAUCAUCUGUGGGAUUGGUUUGUGUAUAAUUUAAGGUAUUAUUGAUAAUAGAUUUUGUUAUUAUAAACGAAUUUCGAUACUUAAGUUAUCGGGCCAUGACAACAACUUAGAUUAAGGAAAAUGUAUGAUGUGUCCAAGACUUUACCAUGUACCUAAUUACGGUAUUUUACCGAGCCAUUU